AUGCCUACAGCGCAACAACUUCAGCAUCGGAAAACUAACGAAAAUAUAGCAGUUAUAUGUUCGGUGGUUGGUCUCCCUAAAAGUCAAGAAAACGAUGUAGACAUAAAAUGGUAUCGUGAAAACGAGCCUGAAGCAAUUGUUCAGUUGCAAAGGAUAGCAGUCAGUCGUGUGAAACAGCUUUCUACUCGAUUGCUUUUUAUUAAACCAAGAGUUGAAGAUAGCGGUACAUACAGAUGUGAGUCAAAGAAGUAUGUUUUAGAAGCAGCGGAAUUUUUGGACAUUGAUUUAGAACAGCAUCCAGAAGACGGUAGCAGAGCUGAAAUUGUGUGUCGAGUUCGAGGUGAUCCGUCGCUCGAAAUCUUUUGGCAGUUUGAAGGAAAAAAUAUUCUAGAAGGCAUUUUAUUCGUCUCAUUUUCAGGUGGUUCACGAAACUAUGAAUUCAGAGAUGAGCACCAAAUUUUAGUGAUUCCAAAGUAUGAUUCUGCUCAUGAUGAUGGCCAAUAUGCCUGCAGUGCAGCGCAGUUUUAUUCUUUUGAAACUGUUGUUAUCAACGUCACUGGAUAUGCUCGUCCGAUGAUAACCAUACUUGAUGGUUCAGAAACAAAUCAAGGAGUCGAAGGUCGUGAUUUCUUCAUUCGCUGUCAAGCUACUGGCAAACCUGAACCUCACUACCAGUGGAUAAAAUAUGUUGACGGUGAUGAGCAAAUUAUCACUUCAUCUGAAAAAUAUGUCAUAGACAACGGUAUUCUCACUAUUCGAGAUUUAAUUCCCGCUGAUCGUGGAACUUACAGCUGUAUUGCGAGGAAUGCUUUGGAUGAAACCAGGCGAGACUUCAAUCUUACAGUUUUCAGAAAACCAAAGUUAAAGUUAUUGAAGAACCUUACGCAUACACGUGGUGAUACCGUAGAUUUAGUGUGUGAAUUCAGUGGUGAUGGAAAUAUGAAAGCUCAAUGGUUACAUCUUGGAGAGCAGUGGUCAACAAAACGAGCAAAUGGAUCUAUUUCAUCUCACAGAUCUAAUAGUCUUGCUGAUAACGGUUUCGAUGAGAAAAGCCUUAUAAAUAGCGAGAGUGAUCAUGUUAUCGUCCGUGAAGGUGUUGGAGUUGUUAUGUUAACGUUAUCAAAAAUAGAUGAAGAUGAUGCUGGACAGUAUCAGUGUGUGGUUGAAAAUGAGGCUGGUAUGGACCAAAGUUCAAUAUUUCUGUCUAUUAUUCAUGCCGCUCGAGUUGUUGAUCAUGGUGGGACGAAAAGAGUCGUACGAGGCAAUAUGGUGGAGAUUCACUGCGGUGCGAGUGCUGUGCCCGAACCGACUUGGACAUGGACUGGUCCAAAUGGUGUCAUUUAUGCUGAUGGUUCAAAGUAUAUCCUCAAUUCUACGGCGCUCACUUCUACUCUUUUUGUACGAGAUAUCGAAAAAAAGGACUUUGGUAAGUACACGUGCAGUGUGGAUAAUGGUAUUGGUCUACCAGAUCAUGCUGAUUUACAAAUAAUUGAAAUUGAACCGCCAACAGUGCCAGAUGAUCUAAACUGUCAUGAGCAGAACUACCCAAACUUCGGUAUAUGUACAAUUGGAAAUUUGAUGAAUUCACCACCUGAAAAGCUGCCAACAAAUGUAACACUAUAUGUCAUGGCGGAGGAUAAGGCAUUUCCUGAUAAAUGGCAAACAGAUAGUGUGAAUUUAACCUUUGAAUUUGCUGAGGAUCAUCGGUUCAAGCUUUAUCAUUUGGAACCAAGGACUCGCUAUAAAAUUCAAGCACAGACUUCCAACGAAGCUGGAGUUUCAGGACUGAGCAUUCCUGACAUUAUUGAAACAACAGAUCCGUGGGCUGAAUUUAUAGCUCCGGAUGCGCCAAAUGAUGUACGAUAUGAUUGUCUAGGGAUUUGCAAAAUAUUUUGGAGUGAGCCAAAUGAUUGGGGUUCACCCAUUAUUGCUUAUAAAUUGAUCCUGAAGGAAAUUGCUCACACUGAACCAAGACAGUAUGGUUCCGAAAGCUAUGAACUUGAUUUGGGCGUUGAUCAUCUCACAGCAAAUCUACCAUUCCUGAAACCUCUUACAACCUAUGAGAUAAAACUCAUCGCUGUGAAUGAUAUUGGCAACAGCAAUGCUUACAUCUCAUCGCUUACUACAUCUGAAUAUACUGUGGGUGGUGAACACAAAGGUAGUAGUUUCGAUUGGCUUAGGUUAUUAUUCGCAAUAUUUCUUCUUUUGACAAUGAUUAUUGUGAUUAUCGACAUUAUAUGUUGUGUCAGACACCGGCGUGGAUUGCUAGCAACAUUCGCUUCAAAAUUUAUUGGAUCUCCUGACGACCGUAAUGAGAAAUCAAAAAAUGCGUUGCAGAAUACCAAGACGGAAACUAACCGCUUAUUAACUGAGAAACAGAACGAGCCAAAGACUGUUGUGAGGUAGGU
Molecule: messenger RNA, 2408 nt
Organism: Thelazia callipaeda (thelaziosis nematode)
Lineage: Eukaryota; Metazoa; Nematoda; Chromadorea; Rhabditida; Thelaziidae
Source: the annotation of a GenBank genome assembly